ACUCCUGUAAAAACCCAUCCUCCUAUGCCUUGGCCCCUCCGCCACCGUCUCCUCCGUCAUCUCAUUUCUACAUCUCUGCUCGGAAAUUCAGAGGUUAUAUAUCUGCUAAAUUGGAAACAUAUGCAUAGAUUGUUGGUUUAUACUGAAUGGAAAAGAAGCAGCAUAUUGCCAUUUUUACUACAGCAAGUCUUCCAUGGAUGACCGGAACUGCUGUCAACCCUUUGUUUCGUGCUGCUUAUCUUGCAAAAGAUGGGGAGAGAAAGGUCAAGUUGGUCAUACCUUGGUUAUCUCUGAAAGAUCAAAGAUUACUAUAUCCUAACAACACUACAUUCAGUUCACCUUCAGAGCAUGAGGAAUAUAUUCGUAAAUGGCUUGAAGAGAGGAUUUCAUUUACAU
Molecule: messenger RNA, 396 nt
Organism: Rubroshorea leprosula
Lineage: Eukaryota; Viridiplantae; Streptophyta; Magnoliopsida; Malvales; Dipterocarpaceae
Source: the annotation of a GenBank genome assembly